Messenger RNA from Rhizoctonia solani, 1200 nucleotides. RefSeq names its product DnaJ domain protein. Gene Ontology annotation, biological process: response to heat; protein refolding. The record is from RefSeq and is a predicted model, not a curated record. Lineage: Eukaryota; Fungi; Basidiomycota; Agaricomycetes; Cantharellales; Ceratobasidiaceae. The coding region runs from base 1 to 1200 and encodes 399 amino acids. Gene Ontology annotation, molecular function: ATP binding; Hsp70 protein binding. The transcript has 7 exons. Gene Ontology annotation, cellular component: cytoplasm; nucleus; cytosol.
AUGGUGAAAGAGACUAAAUUCUACGACCUGCUUGAGGUCUCUCCCGACUGUUCCGAUGCCGACUUGAAGAAAGCUUUUAGGAAAAAGGCGCUUCGCCUUCACCCUGACAAGGGUGGUGACCCAGAUCUCUUCAAAGAGGUUUCGCAUGCAUACGAGGUCCUCGCCGAUAGUCAGAAGCGCGCUGCUUAUGAUCGUUUUGGCGAGGCUGGUCUUCAGGAUUCCGGAAUGCCCUCGGACCACCAAGACCUGUUCUCACAGCUCUUUGGUGGCGGAGGAGGAUUCUUUGGUGGAGGCGGCUCCCGCAACCAGGGACCACGAAAGGGCAAAGAUCUACAUCACCGUGUCGCUGCUUCGCUCGAGGAUCUUUACAAGGGGAAGGUUACGAAACUCGCACUUACACGACACGUUAUCUGUUCCAAGUGCAGCGGCAAGGGCGGUAAAGAAGGUGCGGUUCGCAAAUGUGGCGGAUGCCAGGGUCGCGGUGUGAAGGUCAUGCUGCGUCAAAUGGGCCCGAUGCUACAGCAAAUCCAGCAACCGUGCGGUGAAUGUGAUGGCACAGGCGAGGUUAUCAAUCAGAAAGAUCGAUGCAAGACAUGCAAUGGCAAGAAGGUUGUUUCUGAGCGCAAGUUCCUCGAGGUUCAUAUCGACAAGGGUAUGAAGGGAGGGCAGCCCAUCACUUUUGCAGGCGAAAGCGACCAGGCGCCAGGCGUCGAGCCCGGAGAUGUUAUCAUUAUUGUGGACGAAAAGCCUCAUGAACGUUUCAGGCGUGAAGGCAAUGACUUGUAUGCGGAAGUCGAGCUUGACUUGCUCACAGCACUUGGUGGAGGCUCCUUCUCGAUAUUACACCUUGAUGAUCGCGCCCUGAACGUCCCCAUCCACCCUGGAGAGGUAAUCAAGCCAGGCUCCAUGAAGGUAAUUCCAGGCCAAGGAAUGCCAUCCCAUAGGCACCAUGAACCUGGUAGCCUGUUUGUCAAACUCAACAUUAAAUUCCCUGACUUUAUCGAGCCGACUCUCAUCCCCCACUUGGAGGCCGCACUGCCUGCUCGCGAGCCACCCAAGACAUACCCCAAAGAGAUCCACGUGGAAGAAGUUGACAUGGCAGAUCUCGACGCGAGGCAGCAAGAACAAGCACAGCGAUCUCAGGACGCAAUGGACGAGGAUGAUGAUGAGCAACCUCGGGUGCAGUGCGCCAACCAAUAG